CCCUCUUCUGCCAUUUAAAAGCUCGGCUCUGAGGGCAAUGUGAGCCCAGCGCUCUGCAAACCAAAAUACGAGGUUGUGAGUAAAAUGAUGUAGCGUUUUCUGUGCAAAGAAGAAGAGGAAAAUAAACAGGAGAAGCAGGUGUUGCAUGUUUUUUUUUGUUUUUUUUUUUAAAUGGGAAAUCUGUUGGGCAGCUGGCGUUUCAAGGAGCCGAGCACCGUUGAGGAAUGCGACUCGACGUGGGGGUCGGACUCGGAGAGCGACGAGCCGGCGGGUGAAGAUGACAGCGGCAUCUCCGACUCCGUCAGCCCGGCGGAGAGCGACCGGGCCGCGGGAGACGCGUCCCCGCAGCUGACUGAAUCCCCACAGUCUGCUCCGAGGAUGAAGAGGAGUUUCUAUGCUGCCAGGGACCUCUACAAGUACCGUCAUAGCUACCCGAACUACAGAAAGUCCCGGCAACCCAACGAGUACCGCAACCUGCGCUUCUACCUGAACAAGAUCCCUCUGGUACCUGAUGGUAUCUACAUAGAGGAGAUUCUGACUAAGUGGAGAGGCGACUAUGACAAACUGGAGCACAAUCACACCUACAUUCAGUGGCUGUUCCCUUUAAGAGAACAAGGGCUCAACUUCUACGCAAAUGAACUGACUCAGGAGGAGAUCAAAGAAUUCCAAACCACUCGGGAAGCUAAGCGGAGAUUCCUGGCGGCCUAUUCCCUCAUGUUGGACUUCUACGGCAUCAAACUGCUGGAUAAGAGUGGGAAUGUCGCUCGGGCUCCCAACUGCCAGGAGCGCUUCCAGCACCUUAAUGAGUCCCAGCACAACUACCUGCGGAUCACACGCAUCCUGAAGUCCCUGGGUGAGCUCGGGUACGAGGCCUUCAAAGCCCCGCUGGUCCGUCUGUUCCUGGAGGAGGCGCUGUGCCGCAACACCCUUCCCAACAUGCAACACAGCGCGCUCGAGUACUACGUCUACACCAUCCGCCUGCCAGCCACCCGCAGACGCCUGCUCCGCUACGCCCGCCAGCACUACAGGCCUGCCCACGCCUUCCUCUGGGGUCCGCCGCCUAAGAGGCGAGGUGGUGGUGUCGGUGGCAGCAUAGGUGCUGGAAGUAGUGGGAUCAGGGCGCCGGCUCCAACGCCAGAGCGACAGAGGAGGGAGGAGGAGAGCACCACCGCCACCUCUGCCAGUAGCGGGAUUAUUGUGUCUUCCCAUGAUGCCAUGAUGUGCCAGGAGCUGGCUGGAGGAGGGCUGAAGGGCUGCGCAGGACUCGGCUCCAAUAUGGCCGGACUGGAGGGAGCGUUACUGAUGGUGGCAGCUAGAGCAGACAGGAACGAGUAUAACGACAUGGUUCCUCUGUAAGGAAUGAGGUUCGAUUGUUAGGCAGAAAACAAAAUGAACCGGUUCCAUUGUAAAGAAAAUUAUUGAUUAUGCCAGAACUUCAUUGUUAGACUCACAAAGCUUUUAUUGACAGUAAUCGUAGAACACAUUCGUAGAAUCUGAUCGUCAGAAUCAGUUCAGGUUAAGGGCUUACCAUAAAGAACUAGCAUGUUAUUUCUUUGCUGAUCAGUUUUGAAUUUGGGGCGGGACUGGUCACAUCCUGAGCCAAGACAAACAAACUCACCUCGGACCAAAUCCCAAAACCAUUUAAAACCAGUAGAGACCCAGACGUCUACGAAACAACUUAGACAUUAGAUCGCCUUAUUUAAUGAUCUAAACUGUCGGGGAGGUGCUCACUGAUCAUUUUAGAGCCAAAAGGUGUCUGCUGACGGGCGCGUUAGUCUCGCGAUGGUUUUGGGAAACAAAGUCCUUAUUACUGGAGCUCCGCUGAGCAACAAGCUGAGUGAAACCUACAAUGUGAAGAGGAGGUCAGGGAGUUGAACAGAACUGAGGACAGGGUGGCUAAUUUAUCAUAGCAAUACUUUAAAACCACAUUUUUUGAGGUCUUUACUUUGUUGUUAAUAAUAGCAGGCACAAUAUUUAUCUGCUCUGUGAGAGGUAGCUGCUCCCUCUGAAAAAUGUAUAUUUGUAUUAAUUAAUUGUACUAUUGAGCAAAGGAACAGGACUUGUCAGUGACGGGAUAUCUGUAAGAACCAGAGAGGCUUCUCAGUGACGUUGCUACUCUCCUGUGAACAGUGACUACAGAGUGCGGUGUCACCCAGAAGGCCUCUCUGUUCUUACAUAAGCAUGGGAUUGGAUGUGACUGGAGUUAAUGUGGUGAUCAAACAGGUGACGUGUGGUGUGUUGCACUUUUUUGACAAUCUGUGUCUUCCUGUUGAAUGCGCUGUUAGUUUUUCCAAAUCGAGAUUUAAAUGUGUAAUCUACAAAUGGUCAGGAACUCGCCGCGUCAUUAAUUGAUUGUUCUCAUGUCGUUUAGCCUUGCAAUAAUAGUUUGUUUUCAACCAGGCUACACAUAGGAGGAGGUGAUACUGUUAAUGCUUUCUGAAUAUAACCGUUAAAAGCUUCUAGGGGAGAGUUUGUAGAAGUGCAGCUGGUAGUAUAAUAUUUUUUUCCUGUAGAACUGUACUAUGUACUGUAAUCAGGCACAUCCUGGAAAUAAUAAUGAACAAUAAUAAUAAUAAUGUCACUUCAGUGCAGGUUUACCAGACGCAAAGCUGGACAGAAAACGCUCCUGUGUCAGUUAAGAGCUGUUCACACCUGCAGCAAACCUUUGGCUUCAAGUAAUGCUGCAGAAGGUCACAUUUACAUCUUCUUCUAAAAGGCUUAUUAUUGGGUGAGAAGAUUUUCUGUAAAUUAAAAGAAAAUCUACUUGGUUUGAACUGGUAUUUAUGAGCUAAUCAGCUGCGGUGAGAACAACCAAGCAUGCCACGAACCCGAGCUAACGUGGACUGUCCCAUAAACGCUGACCAGUAUUAUGAGCAAAAACUGGGACCUGGGAACCCUGUGUAAUGAGGAUGCAUGAGUCCUUUAAUUAGCAUGCAUAACGCCAACAGUAAUUUAACUGCUAACACCCAGACUAAUUAUUUCUUUUAGGGUUAGCAGCUGCUCAAGAGAGUGAAACAGGUUUUUACACUCACCUUCCGAAAUGUUAAGAAACAUCAUAUCAUCACCUUCAUCCUGUCAGAAGUUGACAGCAACACCUUGCUUGUGUUUAUUUUUUAUUUAUUCUGAACAGAUGGAUAUUGUUGGCAGACGAGUUAAGGUUGAAUCCUAGGCAUCGUUUCAAACAGACAUUUGAGUUCCUGGUUGCAAUAUCUGUGAAAUUAAAAGCCAUGUGAGGUGUUAAGACAGCUGCUCUUCCUGUUUAUUAUCAGCUGACGAGGUCUCUACGUUGCUCCCCAGCCAAGUGUAUCUGAUAUAAUUGUAAAAAAUAAUAACUUUUCAGGUGAAUUGUGUGACAACAUGGGCUCAAGUAUCAGAUUUUUUUUAGUAUGUGUACAUAGUGUGUGUGCGUGUGUAUGUGAUAUUCUUAAGUGCCUUUUUUGUAUUUUUUAUGUUUGUCUGUAUGCUGUAAGAAGCGUCUUUCCCAACUUAUUUCCUGUACAUCCUGUUUUUUGUACAGCUUUUUGAUAUUUACAUUAUUGUUUGCAUUAUAGUCAUAUACAGUAUUAAUGUACAGUAACAGCAGGAAUACUAAGAGUUGAUAUAGAUGAGAGGUGAAUAAUAUAUAAUACUUGAAAUUGUUUGUAUCUGGCCUGUUGAUUAUAAUGUGAUUGUUCAUUAUUCACUAUGCUUGCUGGUGUUUUCCCAGUGUUCUUUGAGCAUAGAUGGACACAAUAACUGGACAUUUGCCCUAAAAUGUGAAAUUUGCCACACUUGACUCAAAUAAAAAACGAGGAUGUGAGGA
This is a messenger RNA of Dicentrarchus labrax (European seabass), 3802 nucleotides long. It is a transcript of the gene ogfrl1, whose product is annotated as opioid growth factor receptor-like 1. NCBI's taxonomy places the organism in Eukaryota, Metazoa, Chordata, Actinopteri, Moronidae. Gene Ontology annotation, molecular function: opioid growth factor receptor activity. The transcript has 7 exons. Gene Ontology annotation, cellular component: membrane. The record is from RefSeq and is a predicted model, not a curated record. The coding region runs from base 172 to 1356 and encodes 394 amino acids.